Phacochoerus africanus (Common warthog) is the source of this 1108-nucleotide messenger RNA. RefSeq names its product nudix hydrolase 7 (gene NUDT7). NCBI's taxonomy places the organism in Eukaryota, Metazoa, Chordata, Mammalia, Artiodactyla, Suidae. Gene Ontology annotation, molecular function: manganese ion binding; magnesium ion binding; coenzyme A diphosphatase activity. Gene Ontology annotation, biological process: coenzyme A catabolic process; nucleoside diphosphate metabolic process. The record is from RefSeq and is a predicted model, not a curated record. Bases 77 to 811 code for a protein of 244 amino acids. The transcript is spliced from 4 exons.
GAGCUGCUCUGCGCAUGCUCGUCCGGCCGCCUACCUAGGAGGAUUCGCUUAGCAGGAAAGAAACUUUUCCGGGAUAAUGUCGCUACCCUGUCUUCAGGAGCCCGUCAGAAAUAGUUUAAUAGAUGACGCUAAGGCCCGCUUAAAAAAGCAUGAUGCUGGGACCAAAUAUUCUCACUUGCCAUCUAGCAAAUAUUCCAUCCUUUUACCACUGCUGGCUAAAGAAGGAAAACUUUACCUGUUGCUCACCCUCCGGUCUGACAAGCUCUCCUCUUGCCGUGUCCAGCUAAGAAGGUCACCCGGCGAGGUCUGCUUUCCCGGAGGCAAGAGGGAGCCUACAGACAAGGAUGACAUGGCCACAGCGCUCAGGGAAGCCCAAGAGGAAGUGGGGCUGUGUCCUCACCAAGUGGAGGUCGUCUGCCGCCUGGUGCCGCUGCUGAUCGAAGGCAAUGCACUGGUAACCCCUGUGGUAGGAUUUAUAGACCACAACUUCCAGGCCACGCCUAACCCUGACGAAGUUAAGAAUGUGUUCCUGGUGCCACUGGAAUAUUUCCUGCGUCCCCGUGUCUAUCACCAGAAUCACAUAACACUAUCUGGUUAUAAUGUUAUUGUCCAUUGCUUUGAAUACACAGACCCUGAAGAUGGUGUGACUUACUGUAUCAGGGGAAUAACGGCAAAAUGCGCCUUGCUCAUUGCCUUAAUUAUUUUGGGGCAAAAACCGACCUUUGAGAUUGAAUUUAAUCUCAGCGAUCUGAUAGCAUCCUCUGAAGAGACUUUCCUAAAGCAUUAUAAACACGCUACAGGCAAGUUAUGACUGAUGAGAGCAAUAUCCAAGUAACAAUCCAAGCAGUGUUUGUGUUGUGCGUGUUGAUCCACAGAAGAACAAUGGAAUUCAACAGGUGGGAAUAUUUUUCUUGCAAUGUGGAAGGGAAAACCUUGUCUUUUUUCUUCCAGUUUUCCUCUCUCAUAAAGAAAGCAAAAGCCUUUCAAAAGCAGAAAAAUAUGGCUCUAGUGUUGCAUCCAUUUACAAUAUGUCAAAAUAUUUUUUCCUUACACAUGUAAGCAAAGGAUCAGGCACAGUGUAGACACCUAAUAAAUUCUGUCGACUGGA